Messenger RNA from Fundulus heteroclitus (mummichog), 1747 nucleotides. RefSeq names its product protein FAM163B (gene fam163b). Lineage: Eukaryota; Metazoa; Chordata; Actinopteri; Cyprinodontiformes; Fundulidae. Bases 752 to 1276 code for a protein of 174 amino acids. The transcript is spliced from 3 exons. The record is from RefSeq and is a predicted model, not a curated record.
GUGCCUUUUUUUCGGUGUUGUUGCAUUUCUGACUAAAAUCACCAUAAAUAAGCAACCAGGUCCACCAGGUUCUUCACAGGUUCAUCAGCUCUGGUCUCUGAUGUGGAUUUUAUUCCCUGGGUCUCUGGAACUUUGUGUGAAUUAAAGUUUCAGGCUGUGAAGCAGAUCCCUUCCGGUGGAUUUUUAAACUUUUGAAGGACAUUUCUGGUGUGAUGCUGCUGGGAGUAUUUCCACUGGUGUUUCUGCUGUGACGCACUGUCUCUUCCACGCAGCAUCACGGACAGGAUGAGACCGGAUCCUCUGCGCACAACACGCACAGUCACUGAUCAGCGAGUCUGAUGUGCUGGUGCGCCUGUCUCCUUCUCUGCGUGUUGGACAUGUUUACAUGAAAAUCUGGGGAUUUUUUUUUUUUUUUUAGAUUGAGGGGAACUUUUUUGUUGCUGCAACUGUUCUGGACCUGAAUUAUGAACUUCCAGUGACGGAACAUACAUUGGAGGAGACAGUUUAUCGGUGAAGAACAUUUCCCCAUGUCCACGGCGCUGACGCAUCCACGGUAACUCUUGGAGCCUUUGCGCGCCUCUGCCUGCGGUUCUGUCAGAUCCCAGACUGCGGACAAACCAGCGCGUUUCAGUUUGGAGUUGAAAACCGAGCAUCUGCGCCGCUGCCCGCCACCCGGUGCGCCCUGAAGUGGCAGAAGCCAUGAGACCACCCAAAAACUAAUGUGACGGCUGGUUGAUGGGGAGGAUUUCGAAUGUCAGCCGGGACAGUGGUCAUCGCAGGAGGAAUUCUGGCUACAGUCAUCUUACUGACCAUCGUCGCUGUGUUGUGUUUAUGUAGGUUGCAGUAUUACUGCUGUAAGCCGGAGGAGUCUGAGAAGGGGGAAGACGAGGAACCAGAACUCUCCACCAUGUCGCCCUCUCGACCCCUGGCUCUGUGUGCUCCUUCCACGCCUCCAACCCCGGAGCACUACAGCGACGAGCCCGAAACCUACCCCCCCACCUUCCUGACGGAGGCCAACGGGCCCUCCAGCUACUCCCCUCCCCUGCGCAGGUGCCAGCGUGUGCACGCCUUCUGCCCGUCCUGCGCCCGCUGCUCGCUGCCCUUCUACCUGCAGCACCCGGAGCGCCUGUGCAACGGAGGCCGCAGGAUCAGCUACCGGACUGUGCAGCAGCAGGACCUGGAGCUGCCCGCCGACCUGGACAGCUUCUACCAGAAACUGAUCCGUUCCUACACCAUGAAGGAGGUGGUGAGCCACAGCGUGAGCACCGACGUCUAGCUGCUGCCGCCUGAACUCAAGCUGUGGCUGCACAGAUAGCGACCUCUCACUGGGACCGGCGUCUGCAGCCAGGAUGGAGGUCUGCAGCUGGACCAGAACAUGUCCAUCAGACUCAAACCGAUCAUGUAUGACCAAUAUAUCUGGACCUGUGUUAGCUAGACCACCAAAUGAGUGGCUUACUAAUGUUUCUUAGCGAAUUAAAAUAUAAUCAUUUAAACCUACGAGUAGAUUUAGGAUGGACUUUGUUCAAAGAAAAAUAAUAUAAUGCUUAUAAUGCUUUGUGUGUGUUGUUGAAUAAGAACUGUCUUCAUAAGCAGAUAAAGAAAGUUUAGCUUCAGAUCUUGUCCUUUAUUAUCCCUGUAUGUGACGGACAUCCACCAUUUUCAAACUUUGCUCACUCAGCUUCAUCAGCACAUGUUUCACUUCGUGUUUGUUUUCACUCAAAUCCAUAUAAACACAAAGUUUUAUUCA